AUGUUUCCAACAGGUUUUUCUUCCCCCAGUCUCUCAGCUGCUGCUGCUCAGGAGGUCAGAUCUGCCACUGAUGGUAAUACCAGCACCACUCCGCCCGGUGUAAUACCAGCACCACCACUCACCUCUGCCAAGACGAGAAAGUUAAACAGCAGCAGCAGCAGUAGCAGCAGUAACAGUAGUAACGACAGAGAAGACUUUGACUCCACCUCUCCGUCCUCUUCCACUCCUUUACAACCCAGGGAUUCGGCAUCCCCUUCAACCUCCUCCUUCUCCUGCCUGGGGGUUUCAGCGGCUGCUCCCAGGCACGUAGGGAUACAGAAGAAGCUGCGUUUGGAAGACACCCUGGAGUUUGUAGAGUUUGAUGCGAAGAUGGCUGAGGAAUCCUCCUCCUCCUCCUCAUCUUCACGAACUGCUGCAACAUCUCAGCAGCAGCAACUUAAAAAUGAGAGUAUAUUAAUCUCUUCUGUGGCUUCGGUGCAUCACGCAAACGGCCUAGCCAAAUCUUCUACCACCGUCUCUAGCUUUGCUAACAGCAAGCCUGGCUCUGCUAAGAAGUUAGUGAUCAAGAACUUUAAAGAUAAGCCUAAAUUACCAGAAAGCUACACAGAUGAAACAUGGCAGAAACUGAAAAAAGCAGUGGAAGCUAUCCAGAAUAGUGCUUCAAUUAAGAACAAUUUAGAAGAACUCUAUCAGGCCGUGGAAAAUCUCUGUUCUUACAAGAUUUCGGCAGACUGGUACCAACAGCUGAGACAGAUUGGUAACGAUCACAUCAAAGCACAAAUUCAUCAGUUCAGAGAGGAUUCAUUGGAUAGAGUUCUUUUUCUAAAGAAGAUCGAUAGAUGUUGGCAAAACCAUUGCAGACAAGUGAUCAUGAUCCGGAGCAUUUUUUUGUUUCUGGAUAGGACUUACGUUCUUCAGAAUUCAAUGCUACCCUCCAUUUUGGAAAGGAAUAGUGAAGCAAUUGAUAGACGUUUACUCCGAAGCCUUUUAAGCAUGCUCUCUGAUUUGCAAAUUUAUCAGGAUUCUUUUGAACAACGAUUUUUGGAAGAAACUAACCAACUCUACACAGCUGAAGGCCAAAAAUUAAUGCAGGAAAGAGAGGUUCCUGAAUAUCUUCAUCAUGUUAACAAAUGUCUAGAAGAAGAAGCAGAUAGACUUAUUACUUACUUAGAUCAGACCACCCAAAAGUCAUUAAUAGCUACUGUGGAAAAACAACUUCUAGGUGAACACUUAACAGCGAUUCUUCAGAAAGAUUUAAAUAAACUCCUUGAUGAAAACCGAAUUCAAGAUUUAUCUCACCUGUAUCAGCUCUUCAGUAGAGUUCGAGGGGGCAUUCAGGUUCCCGUGCAGCAAUGGAUUUAAUACAUUAAGGCAUUUGGUAGCACUAUUGUAAUUAAUCCUGAAAAGGAUAAAACCAUGGUUCAAGAAUUGUUGGCUUUUAAAGAUAAGGUUGACCAUGUAACUGAUAUCUGUUUCCUGAAGAAUGAAAAACUUAUCAAUGCCAUGAAAGAAGCAUUUGAAACAUUCAUUAACAAAAGACCAAAAAAACCUGCUGAACUUAUAGCUAAGUAUUCAGAUUCGAAGCGUCUCUCAGGCAACAAAGAAGCUACAGAUGAAGAACUUGAGAAAAUGUUGAAUAAGAUUAUGAUUAUAUUUAGAUUCAUCUAUGGCAAGAAUGUUUUUGAGGCCUUCUGUAAGAAAGAUUUAGCCAAGCGCCUGUUAGUUGGGAAGAGUGCAUCUGUGGAUGCUGAAAAAUCAAUGCUGUCCAAACUUAAACAUGAAUGUGGAGCUGCUUUCACCAGCGAACUUGAAGGAAUGUUUAAAGACAUGGAACUUUCUAAAGACAUCAUGAUUCAAUUCAAACAGUAUAUGCAGAACCAGAAUGUACCUGGGAAUAUUGAAUUAACUGUGACUAUCCUGACGAUGGGUUAUUGGCCAACAUAUGUGCCUAUGGAAGUUCAUUUACCACCAGAGAUGGUAAAACUUCAGGAGAUUUUCAAGACCUUUAACCUAGGCAAACAUAGUGGCAGGAAAUUUCAGUGGCAGUCAACCCUAGGACACUGUGUGCUAAAGGCAGAAUUUAAAGAGGGUAAAAAGGAACUCCAGUUCUCUCUUUUUCAAUCACUGGUGCUGCUAAUGUUUAAUGAGGGAGAAGAGUUAAGUUUAGAAGAGAUCAAGCAGGCUACAGGAAUAGAGGCUGGAGAGUUAAGGAGAACACUGCAGUCAUUGGCCUGUGGCAAAGCUAGAGUUCUGAUGAAAAAUCCAAAGGGUAAAGCUAUAGAAGAUGGUGACAAGUUCAUUUGUAAUGAUGAUUUCAAGCACAAACUUUUCAGGAUAAAGAUCAAUCAAAUUCAGAUGAAAGAAAUGGUUGAGGAACAAGCAAUCAUUACAGAAGUAUUUCAAGACAGACAGUAUCAAAUUGAUGCUGCAAUUGUUCAAAUUAUGAAGAUAAGAAAGACACUUAGCCACAAUCUCCUUGUUUCAGAAGUGUACAACCAGUUCAAAUUUCCAGUAAAGCCUGCUGAUCUUAAGAAGAGAAUAGAAUCCUUAAUUGACUGGGACUACAUGGAAAGAGAUAAAGAAAAUCCAAACCAGUACAAAUAUAUUGCAUAAAAUGUUGGCCUUGGAGCAUUUGGUGUCAUAAGCAGUAGCCAGUGGAUAAACUAACCUGUUAUUAUUUGACUUCUUUUAUACUACCAAUGACCAAAUGAAGCAGUGUAAUGGAAAUAGUUGAGUGACUUUUCAGUGGUUAACAUGCCCAUUUAAAGAGUAAUACUUACCUUUAAGAAGAAUGUUGUUGAACUCUUUGCAUGUUAUUUAGUAUGAUGUGCAGAAAACUCUUAAGAAAGUACCU
Messenger RNA from Physeter macrocephalus (sperm whale), 2854 nucleotides. RefSeq names its product cullin-4B-like. Gene Ontology annotation, molecular function: ubiquitin protein ligase binding. NCBI's taxonomy places the organism in Eukaryota, Metazoa, Chordata, Mammalia, Artiodactyla, Physeteridae. Gene Ontology annotation, cellular component: Cul4B-RING E3 ubiquitin ligase complex. The record is from RefSeq and is a predicted model, not a curated record. Gene Ontology annotation, biological process: ubiquitin-dependent protein catabolic process; DNA damage response; protein ubiquitination.